GGAACAGGAGCUGGAGAAACCACCGAGAUGUCAGAGACGUCCAGGUCGCGGUUCCUUCAUCACAACGGGCUGGGACGACUCCCCCGGUCCCGCUGGGACCCCCCACCCACCCGUUUGGGUCCCCAACUGCCCCCCGUGCAAUAUUUGGGGCGAAUCGGGAGGAUUUCCAUCUCCUACGGCUGCGCUCCCAGCGUGAGGAAACCGGAGCCCGCCAGAGCGCCCUCGGUUCCUGGAACAGCAACGCCCACGCGGGGCUGGUUGCCAAACAUUCAUGUUCCGCGUCCGUUGAGCAACGCGGAGGCCAUGGCCGCCGUCUUCCUACCGGGGAACCUCCAAGACGAAGCCACUUGCUCCGUGUGCCUGGAGUUCUUCAAAGACCCCGUGUCCAUCGAGUGCGGGCACAACUUCUGCCGCGCCUGCAUCGUCAAGAGCUGGAAGGACCUCGAGGCCGAUUUCCCGUGUCCGCAAUGCCGGGAGGUUUUCCAACAGCGGAGCUUUAGGCCCAACCGGCAGUUGGCCAACAUGGCCGAGAUCAUCGGCCAGUUCGCCCUGCGUGGGGCUAAAGGGGCUGAGGACGAGGGGCUGUGCCCCAAGCACCGCGAGGCGCUCAAGCUGUUCUGCAAGGACGACCGCAGGAGCAUCUGCGUGGUGUGCGACCGGUCCCGCGACCACCGCCCGCACGCCGUGGUGCCCGUGGACGAGGCGGCCGAGGAGUACAAGGAGAAGAUCCAGUGCCGCCUGGACGUGCUGAAGAAGGAGCGGCAGGAGCUGCUGGAGUUCAAGGUGAACGACGACAAGAAGACGCAGGAGCUGCUGCGAACCAUCGCCAGCGAGCGGCAGAAGCUGCUCCUGGAGUUCGAGAAGCUGCGGCAGUUCCUGCAGGAGCAGGAGCGCCUCCUGUUGGCCCAACUGGACAAGAUGGAGAGCAACGUCGGCCGCAGGCAGAACGACAACAUCACCGACCUCUCCAGGGAGAUCGCGCUCCUCAACAAGCUCAUCGCGGAGCUGGAGGAGAAGAUUCAGCAGCCCAUGCUUGAGUUCCUCAAGGAGCGACGACGUGCGGUGCCAAAAGCCGGUGCCAGUGUGCACGGACAUGAAAAUGCACGUCUGCAAUUUCUCCCUCAAGACCGUCGUCCUCGAGAAGGUCCUGAAGAAAUUCCGAGAAAACCUGCGGGAUGAGCUGGGAAGAGGCGAAAAAGAGGACCUGACCCUGGACCCCGACUCGGCCAACCACCUCCUCAUCCUCUCCGCCGACCUCAAGACGGUGCGGAUGGGCUGCAGGAAGCAGGACCUGCCCGACAACCCCAAGAGAUUCGACACCAACUCGCGGGUCUUGGCCUCCACCGGCUUCAAGUCGGGGCGGCACUACUGGGAGGUGGAGGUGGGCCCAUCGGAUGGUUGGGCUUCGGGGUGGCCAAGGAGUCGGUGAGGAGGAAAGGCCUGACUCAGUUUUCCCCAGAAGAAGGAAUUUGGGCCGUCCAACAGAACGGUGGGCGAUAUUGGGCCGUCACGUCGCCCCAGCGCACCCCGUUGUGCCUCAGCCAGAAGCUCAGCAAGGUCAGGGUCUACCUGGACUACGAAGGGGAGGAGGUGUCGUUCUACAACGCCGACAACAUGCAGCACAUCUUCACCUUCAACGUGGCCUUCCAGGAGAAGGUUUUCCCUCUCUUUUCCGUCUGCUCCACCGUUACCUACAUCAAACUGUGCCCCUGAGGCUUCUCCUGGUCUCCACUUGAGGUCCGUGGUCUCCACUUUAGGCCCAUGGGCUUCUCUUGAGGCCCAUGGUCUCCCCUUUAGGCCCAUGGGCUUCUCUUGAGGUCCAUGGUCUCCCCUUUAGGCCCAUGGGCUUCUCUUUAGGCCCAUGGUCUCCCCUUUAGGCCCAUGGGCUUCUCUUGAGGUCCAUGGGCUCCCCUUUAGGCCCAUGGGCUUCUCUUGAGGUCCAUGGUCUCCACUUUAGGCCCAUGGGCUUCUCUUAAGGUCCAUGGGCUCCACUUGAGGUCCCUUCUCUUGAGGUCCAUGGUCUCCCCUUUAGGCCCAUGGGCUUCUCUUGAGUUCCAUGGUCUCCCCUUUAGGCCCAUGGGCUUCUCUUGAGGUCCAUGGGCUCCCCUUUAGGCCCAUGGGCUUCUCUUGAGGUCCAUGGUCUCCACUUUAGGCCCAUGGGCUUCUCUUAAGGUCCAUGGGCUCCACUUGAGGUCCCUCUCUUGAGGUCCAUGGUCCUCCCCUUUAGGCCCAUGGGCUUCUCUUGAGUUCCAUGGUCUCCCCUUUAGGCCCAUGGGCUUCUCUUGAGGUCCAUGGUCUCCCCUUUAGGCCCAUGGGCUUCUCUUGAGGUCCAUGGUCUCCCCUUUAAGCCCAUGGGCUCCACUUGAGGUCCAUGGGCUCCACUUUAGGCCCAUGGGCUUCUCUUGAGGUCCAUGGGCUCCACUUGAGGUCCCUUCUCUUGAGGCCCAUGGUCUCCCCUUUAGGCCCAUGGGCUCCCCUUGAGGUCAAUGGUCUCCCCUUUAGGCCCAUGGGCUUCUCUUGAGGUCCAUGGUCUCCACUUUAGGCCCAUGGGCUUCUCUUAAGGUCCAUGGGCUCCACUUGAGGUCCCUUCUCUUGAGGCCCAUGGGCUCCACUUCAGGCCCACAGGCUUCUCUUGAGGUCAAUGGGCUCCCCUUUAGGCCCAUGGGCUUCUCUUGAGGUCCAUGGUCUCCCCUUUAGGUCCCUUCUCUUGAGGUCCAUGGUCUCCCCUUUAGGCCCAUGGGCUUCUCUUGAGGUCCAUGGGCUCCACUUGAGGUCCCUUCUCUUGAGGUCCAUGGGCUCCACUUGAGGUCCCUUCUCUUGAGGUCCAUGGUCUCCCCUUUAGGCCCAUGGGCUUCUCUUGAGGUCCAUGGUCUCCCCUUUAGGUCCCUUCUCUUUAGGUCCAUGGUCUCCACUUUAGGCCCAUGGGCUUCUCUUGAGGUCCAUGGUCUCCCCUUUAGGCCCAUGGGCUCCCCUUGAGGUCAAUGGUCUCCCCUUUAGGCCCAUGGGCUUCUCUUGAGGUCCAUGGUCUCCACUUUAGGCCCAUGGGCUUCUCUUGAGGUCCAUGGGCUCCACUUGAGGUCCCUUCUCUUUAGGUCCAUGGUCUCCACUUUAGGCCCAUGGGCUUCUCUUGAGGUCAAUGGUCUCCCCUUUAGGCCCAUGGGCUUCUCUUGAGGUCAAUGGGCUCCCCUUUAGGCCCAUGGGCUUCUCUUGAGGUCCAUGGGCUCCACUUGAGGUCCCUUCUCUUGAAGUCCAUGGUCUCCCCUUUAGGCCCAUGGGCUUCUCUUGAGGUCCAUGGUCUCCCCUUUAGGUCCCUUCUCUUGAGGUCCAUGGUCUCCCCUUUAGGCCCAUGGGCUUCUCUUGAGGUCCAUGGUCUCCCCUUUAGGUCCCUUCUCUUUAGGUCCAUGGUCUCCACUUUAGGCCCAUGGGCUUCUUUUGAGGUCCAUGGUCUCCACUUGAGGUCCAUGGUCUCCACUUGGACAAUGGUGAUGAGCCCUAGAGACUCAAAUCAGGACAAGGUGUGUGUGGGGCCUUCAGAUCAGCCUAAACCAGAACUAAACCAGAGAACACCUGUUGGAACCAUCAGCAAAGCCCAGGAGGUCGCCACCUUAAGCCCAGCUCAACCCAACCGUUGAGUGAGGAGGUUGGGGGCUCCAUGUCUGACCAUGGACGGGUGGGUUUAUCUUCUCCCGUGGGCCUAAGGAUCAAUAUUGGAGCUGGUUGGAGGUUUUGGGGCGUCGACGACUGACAAAUUGAAAUAUUUAGUGGGUAAGGUCCUUGAUCAAAUUGGGAAGUUCUUGAUCAAAUUGGGAAGUUCUUGACCAAAUCGAAUCAAAUUGGGAAGUUCUUGACCACAUUGAAUCAAAUCGGGAAGUUCUUGAUCAAAUCAGGAAGUUCUCGAUCAAAUUGAAUCAAAUCGAGAAGUUCUUGAUCAAAUCGGGAAGUUCUCAAUCAAAUUGGAUCAAAUCGGGAAGUUCUCAAUCAAAUUGAAUCAAAUCGAGAAGUUCUUGAUCAAAUCAAGAAGUUCUCGAUCAAAUUGGAUCAAAUCGAGACGUUCUCGAUCAAAUUGGAUCACAUCGGGAAGUUCUUGAUCAAAUUGGGAAGUUCUCGAUCAAAUUGGAUCAAAUCGAGAAGUUCUCGAUCAAAUUGGAUCAAAUCGAGAAGUUCUCGAUCAAAUUGGAUCACAUCGGGAAGUUCUUGAUCAAAUUGGGAAGUUCUCGAUCAAAUUGGAUCAAAUCGAGAAGUUCUCGAUCAAAUUGGAUCACAUCGGGAAGUUCUUGAUCAAAUUGGGAAGUUCUCGAUCAAAUUGGAUCACAUCGGGAAGUUCUUGAUCAAAUUGGGAAGUUCUCGAUCAAAUUGGAUCAAAUCGAGAAGUUCUUGAUCAAAUUGGGAAGUUCUCGAUCAAAUUGGAUCAAAUCGAGAAGUUCUCGAUCAAAUUGGAUCACAUCGGGAAGUUCUUGAUCAAAUUGGGAAGUUCUCGAUCAAAUUGGAUCAAAUUGAGACGUUCUCGAUCAAAUGGAAUCAAAUCAGGAAGUUUCGCUCCUCCUGAAAUGAAUUAUUUUCUUUUAAUUUAUUUUAAUUCAAUUUAAUUUGAGUUUGGCUUUAAAUCCACAUGAUUUAAAGCUACAGCAACUCUUCUAAAGGCCAAAUUGCCAGCAAAACGACCCAAUUCCUGUAGAAACUCUAUAAAUAAUUAGAAAUCCCUAAAAAAUGAAGAGCACGCGAUAUUUCUUAUAUCACAAUUUGAUGUUUUUCAUACGCGAGAAACGCCGUUUCCGCAACAAAAAACCGUCGUCGGAGAGGACCCGAAACCUCAAAAUAAAGCCCAAAAUAAAGCGUCGAAGGUGCCGCACGA
Molecule: messenger RNA, 4852 nt
Organism: Columba livia (rock pigeon)
Lineage: Eukaryota; Metazoa; Chordata; Aves; Columbiformes; Columbidae
Product: E3 ubiquitin-protein ligase TRIM7
Exons: 7
Coding region: 28-1179 (383 amino acids)
Biological process (GO): protein ubiquitination
Cellular component (GO): cytoplasm
Molecular function (GO): zinc ion binding; ubiquitin protein ligase activity
Source: RefSeq, a predicted model, not a curated record